Nicotiana attenuata is the source of this 1990-nucleotide messenger RNA. RefSeq lists its product as uncharacterized. The coding region runs from base 1126 to 1872 and encodes 248 amino acids. Lineage: Eukaryota; Viridiplantae; Streptophyta; Magnoliopsida; Solanales; Solanaceae. The transcript is spliced from 2 exons. The record is from RefSeq and is a predicted model, not a curated record.
UUUAUAAUUUAUUCUUACAAUUAUAGUGUGAUCACGUAUAUACCUCAUAUACCUGUGCGAUAUGAUUUGGUUUUUGUACCUUCAAAAUUAGAGUUCUUUCUAGAACUAGGGAAUUUGGGUAAGCUUAUAAGCUGGUCAAUGUUUGACUCAAAAGAUAUUACAACCUUUUUGAAUAAAUCAAUCAAAGAAAAUGAUGGGAUAAAUCUUAGGCAAGCAUAAUAAUCAGUAGAACAAAAAAAAGGUAUAAGAUGAACAUAACGAAUAAUGUUUCCCGAUCUUGUGAGGAUCGUUAAUUGAGCGUUAGAUAUACUACUAGUGUUUCGUAGAAGAGUAUUACAAUCAAUGUUCUGUCUUAGAGAGACAUAAAAAAAAAGGAGCCCCUUUUACAAGGUUGUUCCCCCACUAUAUAAGGGACAGACCCCUUCUAGAUCUUAAAAAGCGUAUUACGGGGAAUAUUCGAAGGAAUAUUCCUAACGCCCUCUAUCGAACCUAUGUUGAGCUACGAGUAUCUCGCCAUUGGUCGUGUUCGUCAGUGGUCGUGGUCGUCCAAAUUUGGAUCCAUACAGUUAGUCCCUCCGUUUGUCGAGGUAGCAACUCGACGUGUCCUUGAUGAGCGGACACAUUUCACCCUUCGUGGAGAAAUUUGGUUUCAUGGAGCGUUACGACCCGGCCAAUAGUGGGGGGUCAACGUGCUUAACAAGACAUUGGUGUUGUGUCUUAUCAGGAAAUGACGUCAUCUGCCUUUUCGUCAUCGUUAUGCAUGUUUUCGAGACAGGGGCUGACGGCUUGUCGCUUCGGUUUUGGUACCAACCUGUAGUCUUUCGCCUCGAUUCCGGUGCUACUCUGCAGCUUUUCGCUUUGAUUCCGCUGCUACCCAAUCCUAUAAAUAGGUGGAGGGUUUGUUUUUUCAAAAACUCUUGGCCAUUUCACGUCACCCUUCCUCAUCUUCCCUGCAUUCGUUCUCACGGUUUUCUGCUUCUUCAUCUUUCAUUUUCCACCCACAGCUUUCUUUGCGAUUCUAACAUCUUUCCCGUUGAAGCAAUGCCUAGAACACAUUGAUCCCAUGAAGGGGUUUCUGAGGCGGACCCGCUGUCCGUGGCAUUCCCCUCCGCCGGCGAGGACACGAUGGCGGAAGAGGGGGGAAGCUUUCCUACCGUGGAGGAAUUACUGCCGAGACACCCUACCUCUCGGAGUGACUUCCUCAAAGAUCCCGCCCCCAUUCCUACCCCAGUGUUCUCCGAUACGGACCAAGCUCAUAUAGAUGCCCUCCAUACAAAGCAUAGUAUCCCCGCCCAUAUCGAUAUGGUUCCGGCGGGGACGGUCUUCGUGGAAGUCCAUAGACCUGGGUACUGUGCUUUUUAUGAGUACCCUUUCGUGAUCGGUUACUCUUUCCCUAUCCCUCAGUUGGCGGAAGAGUUCUGCAGAUUCUAUCAAGUCUGCCCGGCGCAAUUCUCACCAUACACGCUUAAGAUACUUCUAUUGUUGAUAAAGUAUGCGGAGUUGGCGGGAUGUGAGGUGACUAUCCAUCAUCUCUUGCACCUGUUCUCACCCAGCUUUAACAGGGGCACGAUGGUGCAUUUGAGACAUCGUGGAACAAAGGGGCUGGUAGUGGGAACCGACGACCAGACGAUUCGUAAGUUCUGGCACAAGUAUUUCUUCGUCAGAACUGCCCACAUCGUGUCUGACCCUGCUAGGUUUCCGGAGCGGUGGAAUUAUAAAACUAUGGGACGCCCUCCUCGCUCUAUUGCGGGCAUAAGGGAUUGGGUAGCUCGUCUGCUCUCCUAUGCAGUGGAGACUCGAGACUGGCCUGCUUUCAUAAAGCGCUUCGGGCCGAGAGUCUCAGUAAGUGCUUCCCCUUAUAUCACUCAUUGAUUGUGUGUUUCACUAUCUUGUGAGGAUCGGUAAUUGAGCGUUAGAUGUACUAAUAGUGUUUCGUAGAAGAGUAUUACAAUCAAUGUUCUGUCUUAGAGAGAUAAAAUAAAAAAAGAAU